Molecule: messenger RNA, 1029 nt
Organism: Dermacentor silvarum
Lineage: Eukaryota; Metazoa; Arthropoda; Arachnida; Ixodida; Ixodidae
Exons: 4
Coding region: 1-1029 (342 amino acids)
Molecular function (GO): nucleic acid binding
Source: RefSeq, a predicted model, not a curated record
AUGCGCUCCAAGGUUUCAGCCGAGAUCGACCGUCUUGUACAAGACGGAGUGCUUUCGUCGAUAAGCAUUUCAGAUUGGGCAACACCGGUGGUGCCGGUAGCAAAAAAGAACGGCGAUAUACGAUUACGAUUGUGCGGCGAUUUCAAGUUGACAGUCAACCCGGCGUCGCACUUGGAACAGUAUCCCCUGCCCAAAGUUGAAGACAUAUUUGCGGCGCUUUCUGGAGGCGAAGUCUUCAGCACUCUGGACCUGCGCAACGCGUACAAUCAGCUGCCGCUGGACGACGAAGCUAGAAAGAUCGCGGUACUCAACACACACAGGGGCCUUUACUGCUACAAUCGCCUAGCAUUUGGAAUUGCUUCAGCCCCCGCCUUGUUCCAGCGACGCAUGGAAUCGAUUUUGCAAGGUUUGCCGAAUGUUCAAGUGUACCUCGACGACAUCAUUGUGGCGGAGAAGGAAAACGACACAUCGGUACUGCGGCAGGUGUUUCAGCGGCUUCGUGAACACAACUUGAAGUUGAACAAAGCCAAGUGCCGGUUUAGGGAAGCACAAGUGUCGUUUCUGGGGCACCGCAUCGAUGCCAAAGGUCUGCAUCCUCUGCAAGAUAACCUCGAGGCGGUACUGGCCGCGCCGAAGCCAACAUCGGUGAAGACGUGGAUUCUUCGUGGUUGGCCAAACCAGCUGGGGCCGGAGCAACAGUGCCUUCAGCCGUACUUCAACCGCACAUACGAACUCACUUCAAAUGGAUUGGCGGAGCGGGCAGUGCGCACCAUUAAGGAAGGUAUCAAGAAAAAUAAGGAUGGAAGUCUGCUCAAUCGUAUUUCCAAGUUCUUGCUACGCUACAGGGCAACACCGACUCGAGAUGGCAAGUCGCCCGCCGAGAUGUUGCUGGGUUUUCAACCCAGGACCCGCCUAAGCGCACAUUUUCCAGAGGAAGAGGUGGCACGGGAUCCCACGCUGGGAGCGUCUUCUCCAAGUCCCAGCAACAAUGAAGCGCUGAGCUUCAUUGAUGACACAGAUGCCGAGUAA